AUGUUUUCAGAAAGAUUAGUAAGGAUUACUUUGACUCUACCAAAAGUUGAAGGAAAUCUCAAAUAGGAAUCAGAUACCUAAACAACUACUUCAAGAUCAAGUAUUGUUCAUUUCUAUAUUAAGGAAUCAUUUCAAUAAACUCUAGACCAUAAUAAUUUGGAAAUAGAUUUCAUAAGCACACCUUGACAUCUAUUGCAAAUCCAAAACAAUUAUAACUCUAUACUCCCAUGCAAGAAAGUAAAAGAGCAAAGAGAUUAAAAAAUAUUCCUUAUCAACUUCAAUAUUUCACUCCAAAACUUCCUAAUAAAAAUUUUACUUCAAGUCAUUUAAUGAGCAAUGAAUUACUUAAACCUUCUACUGAUAGUAUCGAAAACAAAGAUAAAUGGCAAAUUAAAUCCCAUUUUACAAGAACUAAUAAUUUGUUCAGUUUCUCUUAAAUAAAAAGAACUGAUAUAUAAGAAAAAAACAAUGAAAAAUCUUAAGAUUUAAAUUAAAUUAGAAAAUAAAAUAUCAAAAAUAUUGAGAAUGAAAAAAUUAAAGUAAAAUAUCAUAUUAAUUAUGUUUAGAGAUAUAAAAAAUAUAGAUAAGCCACUUAAAAAUUAAUCGAUCAAUUUUCAUAAUAAUUCAAGUCAAGAGCAAAAAUUGACAAUUUUAGCUUGAAUCUAUGA
Molecule: messenger RNA, 668 nt
Organism: Paramecium sonneborni
Lineage: Eukaryota; Ciliophora; Oligohymenophorea; Peniculida; Parameciidae
Source: the annotation of a GenBank genome assembly